AUGUUUUCAGCUAUAGCAGAUGAAAGGCGGAAGGUGUAUGGUGUUCAGUUUCAUCCAGAAGUGGAUUUGUCGCUCGCCGGCAAGGACAUUUUUCAUAAUUUUUUGUAUGACAUCGCUGGCAUUACGGGUGAUUUUACAAUGCAAAAUCGUGAACAGCUAUGCAUUCAGGAAAUCCGUAGCAUCGUCGGCGACAAAAAAGUUUUGGUAAUGGUAUCAGGUGGAGUGGACUCCACGGUCUGCGCUUCACUUCUUCAUAAGGCGUUGGGAAGCGAUAAGGUGAUUGCCGUACACAUUGAUAACGGUUUCAUGCGC
Molecule: messenger RNA, 312 nt
Organism: Gongylonema pulchrum
Lineage: Eukaryota; Metazoa; Nematoda; Chromadorea; Rhabditida; Gongylonematidae
Source: the annotation of a GenBank genome assembly